AUGCGAUUACGGGAAUACUUUGCGGACACUGAAAGCAACCAAAAUAUGAAACAGGGAAUACUCGAUAAGUUCCGAGUUAAACCAAAAAGCACAUUUACUCCAAACGCGGGAAGGGACCCAAGCCUCGACCUUUAUGUUGAACUGGUAAAGAAUGAUAUCAUCUCAAAUUUGAGGAAGACUGGCAAAUUAAAUCUAGACAAGAAUGAAAACAAAGCAUUUCAUGAACUGUUAUAUAAUGCUUCGAUUAUCAUCAGACCGGCAGACAAGGGAUCUGGCAUAGUAAUACUAGACAAACAAGUUUACAUAGAGUCACUGAAACACGAAAUGAGUGAAGACAAGGCAUACAGAUCUACUAAAGGCGAUGCAAGUAAACAAAGUAUGAAGAAUGUGAAGUCGCUCGUUAAUAGACUUCACCGACAAGGCAGUAUCUCUGGUGAUAUGAAACAGUAUUUAAUACCAAGGUACCCACAAGCGGGUAAACUCAAAGGAAAUCCGAAGAUACAUAAAGCAGACGCACCUUUACGCACAAUAGUGAGCGGGAUAAAUACAGCUACAGAGAAAUUAGCCGAAUUAGCCGAGCACGAAUUAAAUGAAUAUGUGGAGUCCUCGCCGAGUUACAUUAGAGACACUACGGACUUUAUUCAAAAACUAAAAGAAGUCGAAGAACCACUGCCGGAAGACAAUUGUCUACUAUUUUGUUUUGACGUCAGGAAACUAUAUCCAUCCAUACCCAAAAGAGAAGGGUUAGAAGCUUGCAGGGAAGCAUUGAACGCGCGCUCCAACCCACUAGUCACUUCAACUGAUUAUAUGAUUGACGUAAUCACGACAGUUUUGGAAAACAACAAUUUCAGUCUAAAUGAAAACAACUACGUACAGACAGAUGGAGUGGCGAUCGGCUCAAAACUGGGAAAAAAUUUUGCUUGUAGCUAUAUGCGGAAGUGGGACGAGAAACUCAUGACAGCAUAUAGAGUACCGGCAUUUUAUAAGAGGUUUAUAGAUGAUGGCUUUGGAAUAUGGAUAGGUACCGCGCCUGAACUUGAGGCUUUUACCAUACAUGCCAACUCAAUACACGAAAAUAUUCAAGUAGACCUUCGCAGUAAAAGAUCUUUAGCGUAUGGACUUGGAUUGCGGAUACGAAGAAUUUGUGAGCAGGAAGGUGAUUACAACAAACAUAGAAAUGUCCUAAAACUGCAAUUAAGAAGACGCGGGUACAGCGGGAAAUUCGUAGAAGGCCAGUUACAGAAGGUAGAUGCACUGUCGCGCACAGACUUACUGGAAAAAUCAAAAAAACAAAGGCAAAACGACAGAGUUCCUCUUGUAGUCACGUUUUCCAGUCUUCUUCCCGACGUACACAGCAUUGUACACAAACAUUUAAACGUGCUAUAUAAAUCAGACAGGAUGCGCGAAGUCUUCAGUAAACCGCCUUUAGUAGCAUACCGUAGGGACAGAAACCUCUGUGAUACACUGGUACACAAGAAGACAAGCAAGGCUACCUUCAUCACACACAUAUGUGAGACAAACUGCACGUGCUGUAACAAACUGGCAACAAGUGACAUUCAAGACACAGACGGCAAAAUUACUUACAGCACGUGCAAAAAUGUUACUUGUCGCACGAGAAACGUGAUAUACGGUAUAGGAUGCAACAAGUGCGAAUGUGUUGUGUAUGUUGGGGAGACGGAGAGGCAAAUCCAUGAGCGCAUGAGUGAACACUUGCGAGACGUCCGCCUGCAUAAAGAAAAGCCCAUCACUACCCACUUCGAUUCGAGCCACUGCGAUGGCAAUAUGUACUUCUCGGUCCUGGAGACGCUAAAUAUCGCUGGACGCCAAGAGCGUGUAAUUAGAGAAGCGUUGUGGAUAAAGAGACUUAAAACUAUGAAACCGUUCGGAUGA
Messenger RNA from Dreissena polymorpha, 1890 nucleotides. RefSeq lists its product as uncharacterized. Lineage: Eukaryota; Metazoa; Mollusca; Bivalvia; Myida; Dreissenidae. The coding region runs from base 1 to 1890 and encodes 629 amino acids. The transcript is spliced from 2 exons. The record is from RefSeq and is a predicted model, not a curated record.